UUAAGAAGGCCGCCUUUGCUCUCGGUAUCAUUCUUACUAGUGCUUUGUAAUUUGAGUGUAGUGAGUGUCUUAUCAAAAAUAAAAAUGUCUCCGAUAGAUGGUGUCGACAACGAGAUUAAAGCGUCCGCUCUGGAACUCAUUGGGAAUACGCCGAUUGUUGCCCUUGACCGACUUUAUACGGGGCCUGGUCGAGUUCUAGUCAAAUGUGAAUUCAUGAAUCCUGGUGCUUCUAUUAAAUGCCGUUCUUCUCUGCAAAUGAUACAAAGAGCUCGCCAGUCAGGCGAAUUGAAACCGGGGCAUCCUGUCGUAGAAGUUACUUCAGGAAAUCAAGGAUGCGGUCUUGCUGUGGUCUGCGCGGUGCUAGGUCAUCCGUUAACAUUGACGAUGUCGAAAGGUAACAGUGCCCAACGUGCUAUACAUAUGGAAGCAUUGGGAGCUAAAUGUGUCAGAGUGCCACAAGUGGAAGGAACUUAUGGCAAUGUCACACUCGCUGAUGUCCAGGCUGUUGAACAAGUAGGUCUGAAGAUUGUGGAAGAUACUGGAGCAUAUUAUGUGAACCAGUUUAAUAAUGAUGCAAACGCGCAAGCCCACUAUGAUACAACUGGACCAGAAAUAUGGAGACAGACUGGUCAUCACGUAGAUGUUUUUAUUGCGACAGUGGGUACAGCAGGAACGUUCACCGGUACGUCGAAGUAUUUAAAAGAGAAAAAUCCAGGCUUGUUGUCAUAUGUUGUUGAGCCGACUGGCUCAGAGCCCAUAAAAGGUGAGCCUAUCACAAAACCCCUACAUUUGCUUCAAGGCUCCGGAUAUGGUUGUGUGCCGAAUUUGUUCAAAUUUGAUUACAUGGAUGAUACAGUGAGUAUUAGUGAUGACGAAGCAGUCAAGUAUAUGAAACUUAUUGGUGAAAAGGAAGGUUUAUACGUUGGUUAUACGAGUGGUGCCAAUGUUGCUGCUGCUGUAAAGCUUUUGGAAUCAGGAAAGAUACCUAAAGACUCCUGGGUAGUGACUUUACUCAACGACACGGGCUUGAAAUAUACUCCAGUACCAAACGAAUUGACAUAAAGGAUAAUAAUAAUAAUUAUAUAUAUAUAUAUAUAGUAAAUUAAAUAAGUAAUCAUAAUUAUAAAGUACUGUUUAAGAAAUAACGAUAAAGUUAUCUUAGAGUAUUUUAAAACCUUUAAGGUCAGGUAUUAUCUUGUCAAUAUAAUGAAAGAUACGACAGUUGUUUGUUUAUAAAAUAUUUCAAAUAUCUAAGACUAUUACAAUCUUCUUUUAAAUAUCUACUACAAUUAAUAUUAAUAAUU
Molecule: messenger RNA, 1304 nt
Organism: Achroia grisella
Lineage: Eukaryota; Metazoa; Arthropoda; Insecta; Lepidoptera; Pyralidae
Exons: 1
Coding region: 85-1062 (325 amino acids)
Cellular component (GO): cytoplasm
Molecular function (GO): cysteine synthase activity
Source: RefSeq, a predicted model, not a curated record